Messenger RNA from Myxocyprinus asiaticus (Chinese sucker), 711 nucleotides. RefSeq names its product gamma-crystallin M2-like. NCBI's taxonomy places the organism in Eukaryota, Metazoa, Chordata, Actinopteri, Cypriniformes, Catostomidae. Gene Ontology annotation, molecular function: structural constituent of eye lens. The record is from RefSeq and is a predicted model, not a curated record. The transcript is spliced from 3 exons. The coding region runs from base 10 to 552 and encodes 180 amino acids. Gene Ontology annotation, biological process: visual perception; lens development in camera-type eye.
UAUUAUGAAAUGUACACUAUAUUGCACCUCCCCUAUAUAAUUUUUUAUGAAGACAAAAAUUUUCUAGGUCGUAGUUAUGAGUGCAGCAAUGACUGCACAGACCUGCACACUUACUUCACUCGCUGCAACUCCAUCAGAGUGGAGAGUGGCUGUUUCAUGAUCUAUGAACGUCCAAAUUAUAUGGGCCACCAGUAUUAUAUGAAAAGAGGCGAGCAUCCUGACUACCAGAGAUGGAUGGGCUUCAGUAGCUGUAUUCGAUCCUGUCGCAUGAUUCCAGUGUACAGGGGUCCAUACAGACUGAGGAUCUUUGAGAAGGCUGACUACAGCGGUCACAUGAUGGAAUUCAUGGACGACUGCCCCUGUGUGUCUGAUCGUUUCCACCAUCGGCAUGUGUACUCCUGUAAUGUGAUGAAUGGCUACUGGAUCUUUUAUGAAUAUCCCAACUACAGAGGGAGGCAGUACUUCCUGAAACCUGGGGAAUACAGGAGAUUCCGAGACUGGUGUGCUACCUGCGCCAUUGUGGGCUCCUUCAGACGAGUCACGGAUUUUUAGGCAAUCUGCAUGCACUUAUUUAUAUAUGAACUGUUCAUUUACUGUUUAUAAGCAUUACUGUUUAUAAACAUUUAGAUUUUUUUUCACUUCUUGUUCCUGAAUAAUAAGUAAAUAAGAAUAAAAUUGUAUUUAUAAUAUUAAAGCACUGUUUUUAUUGCA